CUAUUAAUGAAUAAACCCUAAGAAAGUAUUCAGGAGUAUAUGAAUAAGUAUGUUAAGCCAAUCUUUGAUGGUCUACUUUGUUAGAUCCUAAAAGUGAGACCAGAUGAUGUUAUAGGUUGGAGCAUUAAUUGGCUUAAGAAAUCAUGUAUGAAAUGUGUGAUUAUUAGAAUCACAAAGUUAGAAAUAAUAUUAGUCAUAUCAAAGUGAUGAAGAGGAGGGGUAACAAGUACCAUUUUACUUAGUAGCAAAAAUAAUAAGUAAACCACAAAAUCGAAUGCUGGCUUCCAUGAAGAAUUUGACAAAAAUGAAAAGUUUAAACAACAUGUCAUUGAAAAAACUAAAGAUUAAAUAGAGAAAAUUAAAAAAAAAAUUUUAAAUUCUUUUCUAUUUAAAGUCUUAGAUGAACAAAAUUUAGAAACUGUUAUUUGUGCAAUGGAAGUGAAGAAGUUUUAGUAACCAUUCUAAUUUAUGAUUAUUUUUUAGAGCUGGAGACAUUGUAAUUCGCCAAGGAGAUGAUGGAAAUGAAUUAUAUGUAAUUGAUGAAGGUGAAUUAGAAUGCACAAAGAAAUUUCCUAAUAAACAUUAAGAAUAAAAACUGAAAACCUAUUUGCCUGGUGAAUGCUUUGGCGAACUUGCUCUAUUGUAUAAUGCUCCUCGUGCUGCUACUAUUAGGGCAACUAAGCCUGUAGUGGCUUUUACUUUAGAUAGGCAAACUUUUGACUUAUAUGUGAAGGAUGUAGCCAUUAGAAAGAGAGAAUAGAUGGAAUAAAUAAUAAAUACAAUCGAUUUGUUAAAAUCUUUAGAUUCAUAUGAGAAAUUACAGUUUUGCGAUGUCUUGGAGGAGAAAAAAUAUAGCAAAGGAGAAAAAGUUAUCAAUUAAGUUUUUAUUUACUAAUAUUUUAAUUUAAUAGGAAGAGUAAGGAGAUACAAUCUACCUAAUUGCUGAAGGAGAACUAGAAGCUUAUAAAGAUGGGUACUAAGAUAAAGUUUAUUCAUAUCAAUCAGGGGAUUAUUUUGGGGAGCUAGCCUUAUUAUAAAACAGUCCACGACAGGCUACUAUUCAAGCAAUAGUACAUAUACCUUUAAUGAUUUCUUUAGACUGAUUGUACUCUCUACUAUUGUGAUUUUAAAUCCUUUACUAGAUUGAUGGGUCCUUUGGAGUAGAUUCUAAGAAGAAAUGUUGCAAGGUAUAAGCAUUAACUUUAAUGA
Paramecium octaurelia is the source of this 1209-nucleotide messenger RNA. Lineage: Eukaryota; Ciliophora; Oligohymenophorea; Peniculida; Parameciidae. The record is from the annotation of a GenBank genome assembly.